Andrographis paniculata is the source of this 3128-nucleotide messenger RNA. Its product is annotated as putative late blight resistance protein homolog R1B-16. Gene Ontology annotation, biological process: defense response to other organism. The coding region runs from base 185 to 2836 and encodes 883 amino acids. Gene Ontology annotation, molecular function: ADP binding. The record is from RefSeq and is a predicted model, not a curated record. The transcript is spliced from 2 exons. Lineage: Eukaryota; Viridiplantae; Streptophyta; Magnoliopsida; Lamiales; Acanthaceae.
CAAUUAUUGCCACAAACUCUUAUUUCUUGAGGCUGUUUAUUGUCUUCUCUUCUUUUAUCAUCUUUUAGAUCUGUUAAUUCAGUUCUUCCCUUCCUGUAUUUGCAACAAUUUUGCUACAAAUCGAGCCACGAUCUGGAUUGAGGUGCUUGUGGCUGUAAGAGUUUAAAUUUCAGAGUGUCGAGAGAUGGCCGUUGCAGCUUAUGCGUCGUUGGUUUCUCUUACUCAUGUCCUAGACAACGUUCACUACCGUGCUCAGCUUCGUCGCCUUCAUGUGGACAUAAAACGGAUUGAAUUUCUCCAGGAAGGUGUCAUUUUCUUGUUAGGAUUCCUUGAAGCGAACCACAGAAGUAAAAGCCAGAAAGCUGGAGAUCUUUGGAGGCAAAUGUCGGAAGUUAGUUGGGAGGUCGAAGAAAUUUUUGACUCACAUAUUGUGAGUCAACUUCAGAAGGAGUCUCAGGAAGAAAGCAGUGAUAUGGGCGGGAGAUCCUUCGAUGAAGAUUUGGAUACUAUGAUCGAGAAGAUUGACCAUAUCAAGAGAGAGCUAUCAAUGGUUGAAGAGAUAGUGGAGGAGGUCGUGGAUGAAGAACAAACCAAAGCUUCAGUUUCUGGUGGUGGUUCUUCAGCUGCUGCAUCCUCCAUUACAAAGAAUACUAUUGUGGGACUCGAAGAACACGUGAUGAAGAUUAAGGGUGAGCUAGCAAGAUAUGAUGACAAUCUCCAAAUCAUCCCAAUUGUCGGCAUGGGAGGUAUUGGCAAGACCACUCUUGCGAAAGAAGUUUAUAGAGACAAAUAUGUUGUUGAACGCUUUGACGUGCGCAUUUGGCUUACAAUUUCUCAAGAGUAUAGUGUCGAUGAGAUCCUCCUUGGUCUUAUCAAUGACGGAAAAGUUGAAAGACAAGGAAGAAGUUCAGAUGGACCUGGAGAAGUAUUGCGCAAAAAGCUGUAUGGUAGAAGAUACUUGAUUGUUAUGGAUGACAUAUGGACUCUUCAAGCUUGGGAUGAUUUAAGGAGGUUCUUUCCGGAUAAUGGGAAUGGAAGUCGGAUUAUUUUGACCACUAGGCUAUCAAAUGUGGCUGGUUCGUUAAGCUCUCAUGAUCCUUAUUCGAUGACAUUACUAGACCAGAAUACAAGCUGGAAUUUAUUUUGUCAAACUGUAUUCGGAGAAGAAAAUUGUUCGGAUCGAGAAUUGGAGAAAAUCGGUAGGGGGAUUGUCAGAAAUUGCCGAGGACUUCCUUUACAAAUUACUGUUAUCGGAGGAAUACUUGCAAAGUCUGCCAUGAAUAAAGAAUAUUGGGAAUCAGUCGCUGAAAAUGUAAGUUCCUUUGGCAAUGCAAGUGAUGGCGAACGUUGUUUGAAUAUAUUACUCUUGAGUUAUAAUAAUCUGCCCAUAUAUCUGAAGCCAUGUUUCCUCUAUAUGAGAGCUUUCCGUGAAGAUGCUGAUAUUAAGGUCUCCCAUCUAAUCAGAUUGUGGGUUGAUGAAGGUUUCAUAACAAUAAAGGAUGAUAAAAGUCUAGAAGAAGUUGGUGAGGAAUACUUGAAAGAUCUUGUUGAUAGAAAUCUACUUUUUGUGCGUGAGGAAGGCUUACAUAAGGAGGAAAUAGAAACAUGCGGCAUCCAUGAUCUUUUGCGAGACCUAUGCCUUAGUGUUUCUAAAACAGAGAAUUUUUUGUGUUCGCCAAAAUUACAACACAGCAGGCUAUCAUUUAAUAGAUGCUUGUGCAUCCUAUGUGGCGAUUCAGCUACAGAAGAAGAAAGGAGAAAUCUCCUAGCAUUCGAUAUCGAUUUUAUUCCUCCAUCAGCUUUGCACGGUAAUCCUCCUGUUUGUGGUGACUGUAAAGUGACUUAUUCACAUAUGAAGAGACUAACAUUGGUCAAGAUCAUCGACAGAGUUGGUGUAGCUGAUGAUUCACUUGUGCAGCACACUAAAUUACGAAGCAUCUCCAUUCCAUUGAAUAAGUCUCCAAAGUUUAUAUCUCCCCUACAUUUUCUAUGGAAUCUUCAGAGUUUGCUAUUUCCAGAAUCAGAAUUGGUAGUUUUACCUUCUGAAAUCUGGGAGCUGCCGCAACUUAGAAUUAUUGACUCCAGCGAUGUGGUGUUUCCUAAGCCUCGUCUUGCUCGUGUUGAAGAGAAAGAUAUAUGUAUUCUGAGGAACCUGCAAACUCUUACCAUUGCAAGGAAUUUUGAGCUCACCGAUGAGAUUCUUGGCGGAAUCCCUAAUUUGAAGGAACUACAAAUUAAGUAUGAUAAGCGUAUGAGAGAGUCGGAUACCUGUUUGUGUAAUCUUCAUAGAUUACAGAAACUUGAAAGACUAACUGUCGAAAACACAUUGCAGAACAUUGGCUUUCCAAAUUCACUCAAAUUCUUGCUUCUGAGGAAAUGCAGAAUUCCUUGGAGUGGUAUGUCAGUGGUUGGUUCAUUACCCAAUCUUGAGAUUCUCGUGUUGUGGAAUACUGCGGAAGGCUCUGAGUGGAAUCCAACUGAAGGUGAAUUUCUUCGAUUAAAAGCAUUGUUGAUUCAUGGUAGUGAUGUAGUACACUGGAGAGCUGAUCAAAACAACUAUCCUACUCUUGAGUUUCUCUUACUGUCUAGCUUACCUUCACUCGAAGAAAUCCCUUCAGGUGUUGGAGAUAUACCAACACUGCGCGAAAUUAAUUUGACCAAUUGCAGAAAGUCUGCUGUGGAUUCGGCAUACCUAAUAUUAGAGGAACAACAGGGCAUGGGAAAUGAAACCCUUAUGGUUGAUGCCUCUGAUGAUUCUGAAGAUGACGACACAGAUGAAGAUGAUGAGUCUGAAGGCGAAGAUGAAGAUGAAGAUGAAGAUUACAAGUCUUCUUGAUGGCCCCCUAAGGAGAGGAGAAGAAGAUGAUCAUGAUGGUAUAUGUAUAUAACUAAGGUACUUUUGAAGACUUAUAAUAAUUGUUUUGUGUCUUUCUAACUUGAUAAACUGGUUUCAGGCUUUGAUUUUGGAAACAAUAAUUCAAGUGCUAAAGGAAGAUUUCCAGAAAUGAUUCAGUAAAAAAUCUUAGAGGUUUUAGUAAGAAGGAGAAAUGUUGCUUCUUGCUUGGUACUAUUUGCAAUGUAAUAAUAGUGAUCAAUAACUUCACUUAAUUCAUUUAUUAUUUUUUUAA